Molecule: messenger RNA, 3652 nt
Organism: Carassius gibelio (silver crucian carp)
Lineage: Eukaryota; Metazoa; Chordata; Actinopteri; Cypriniformes; Cyprinidae
Product: guanylyl cyclase-activating protein 2-like
Exons: 4
Coding region: 297-890 (197 amino acids)
Biological process (GO): visual perception
Cellular component (GO): cone photoreceptor outer segment; photoreceptor inner segment
Molecular function (GO): calcium sensitive guanylate cyclase activator activity; calcium ion binding
Source: RefSeq, a predicted model, not a curated record
AGUCCUUGUACUGAAUCCCAAGCCAGUAAGAGCACCUUUAUUGAAAGCCUGUGGUUAGUUUUACACUUUGGUACAAACUGAAAUUUUUAACUUUUUCUACUUUUUUUUUUAAGGGGAUAUACAUUUGUCUCAUAUAUCAGAACAUUUUUGGUGUUGUAUCAUCAGUUUUUGGAGCUUAAAAGUUUAUUGGGAUGUCUGGAUCAAGGAGGAUGCCUGGACAGUGAAGCUGCCAGUUGUGAUAAUGGACAUUUUUUGUUGAGAAGCAGAGCUUGUGUUCUUUAUUGUCAUCAUUCGCGAUGGGUCAGCGACUCAGUGAGGAUUCGGACGAUAAAGAGAUUGAUGUUGCUGAACUGCAGGAGUGGUAUAAAAAGUUUGUGAUUGAGUGUCCGAGCGGGACGCUCUUCAUGCACGAGUUCAAGAGCUUCUUUGGUGUAACGGGAAACCCAGAAGCAGCCGAUUAUAUAGAAAACAUGUUUCGUGCUUUUGAUAAAAAUGGGGACAACACUAUUGAUUUUCUGGAAUACGUUGCAGCCUUGAAUCUAGUGCUGCGAGGAAAGUUGGAGCACAAACUGAAAUGGACUUUUAAAAUGUACGACAAGGAUGGGAGCGGCUGCAUCGACAAAACAGAGCUCAGGGAGAUUGUGGAGUCAAUCUACCGACUAAAGAAAGCCUGCCAUGGUGAACUUGAUGAAGAGUGUACCCUACUGACCCCAGAUCAGGUGGUGGACCGAAUAUUUGAGCUAGUGGAUGAGAAUGGAGAUGGGGAGUUGUCUCUGGACGAGUUCAUCGAUGGGGCACGACGUGACAAAUGGGUCAUGAAGAUGCUGCAAAUGGACGUGAACCCUGGGGACUGGAUGAAUGAACAGAGGAGCCGCAGCGCCAACUUCUGAACUCCAUAUUCCCCAAAACAACUCUUAACAGAAGCCUACACCUCAACCAACAUAUACAGAGCAUGCAUAGCUUCAAGUACAGUCUUAGUCGUGGUUCAUUCAAGUAAAUUUAAAGCUGCAGUCCGUAACUUUUUUGGUUGAAAAAUUAUCCAGAAUCAAUAUUUGAGCAAACUAUCGCCUUACUUUAGCCGAUUCACAAUGGUUAAUUUAGAAUAAUGUUUUCUAAAUUGAGUGGUAUGGGUAGGUUUUCACGGAAAAUUUGAGCAUGACACUGCGUCAUUACGUCACGUCUGUAAACAUAAAGAAGUUGUCCCGGCUACUAUGCUAUCACAUGUGAAGAUCCUGCAGGUGGCUGACAUUUAAUUAUAGCCUAUUCCCACAGCAGUUCAAAAAUUAUCUUAUUGGCGGAUUGUACUCAAGAAAGGGUUAAUUAUAUGAAAUUAAUGUAUGAAUUAAAUUAAAGUAUAUUCCAGUUUUAAAUGUGGUUCUGAUUACAGAUAACCUGGGUUCACACAAGAUGUGUAUUUUAAAGAAAACCAGUUCGAUGGGAGCAUGGUUUGCUUUUUGGGUUAAGAUAAUUUCUUAAUAUUAAAUUUGAAUGAUGUGUCAAUAGAGAUUAGACUGUACAGACAUUGAAAUCUACAUUCUAAUUAGAGAUGUUCCGAUACCCUUUUUCUCUUCCCGAUACCGAUUCCGAUACCUGGGCUCAGGGUAUCGGCCGAUACCGAGUACUGAUCCGAUACCUGGGUGUAUAUCUGUAUAUACAGCUGUAUAUACUACUAGCCCUGUGUAAAUUGCUAGAAUUUUUUUAUGGUGUGCUUCAGACAGAUCCCUCAAUAAAACAUGAACAAAUACAUGGUGAACUACUGUAUUUAUUACAGUAUUUUUAUUAUCUAACAUGAAUUUGACAGUAUUAUUUAUUUUCUUAUGCAAAAAAGAACUUCAAAUGCAGCCAAAAAUCUAACACCGCAAACUAAAAAAGGUAUUUAAGUUUUACAAUAUAACUGUAUAAAAAAACUGCAACAAAUAAGUCUAGGAAUAUAAAAAAAGAUCUAUUAAUCAGAUAAUCUCUAACAAGUAAAAAACAAGUAAAAAACAAGCAACCAUCUAGGCAUAAUUAUUAUUAUUAUAGAGAUGUAUUAUUAUUACUGUAGGCUACAACAGUAGCUUUAUAUAUUGUCAAUUUACUCAUGUAAACCAAACAUUUAUUUUAAUGGGCUGCCAUGAAGAUCUUUGAGUGUCUGUGUUUAUGAUAUGACAGUAUUCUCAAAUGAAACGGUAAAUUCUCAUGAAGUGACGGUUUAUGCGUUCGUGUCCUCAUGACACACAGCAGAGACUACAAAACAGCGAGCUCUCGCGCAUCUGUGCCAGUCACCCACAGAGAUGUAGAUUUUGCGGGAGUAAUAUUUAAAUAGUAUUUUGCAGUUUAAUAUUCACAGACACUAGUAUAUAUUCGGCUACUGUCUGGAGCCCUGCGUUUUGACUUACACGGAAGCGACUGAACGCAGUUGCCAGAACUGAAUAUACUCGAGAGUCUGUAACUACCGGUACUACAGAGACAUACUGCUAACCACUGAUCUAUAAUAUAGUAGCGGCUUCACUGUCUUUUGGCAGUUUAGAAUGUGAUGAGUGAUCCAGUCAUAUAUAGAUAAGGGCUGCUAACGCGUUUUCAUUUCUUCUUCGCUGCUCUAAACAGGGGUUGCUUGUGGCAACACAGCACAACUUCCUGUGUUUUCAAUGCAUUUUGAGCAGCGAAGAAGAACCGUGCAGCGGUUAGGCAAAGCUUGCGGUCAUAACUAGGUCUUUUUUAAGAAAAUGGUAUCGGAUCGGUAUAUGGGUUCAUGUACUCGCCGAUGCCGAUGCCAGAAUUUGUUGUGGUAUCGGAGAUAUUUCCGAUACUAGUAUCGGAAUCGGAACAACUCUAAUUCUAAUACACACUAUACUCAUAGUCUCGCAAUACGGAUGUUAUUAACAUUAAUAAUUUGAGUAUAAAGUAUAACAAUAAUGAUAAUGAUAAUUUGCAGGGUUUGAUGUGAUAUGAGCCAAUCGAUCGUUAGAUUAAAAUACAAUUGGUAGCACGAUUUACUGUAAUGCUUUUUUCCUCAGUUGGUCAGAACAAAGCAUGGCAGACUUGUUACUUACUUGUUCAGAUGACAAUAUGUGGGUAAAUUUAUUAUUUGGGUCAUAUAUUCCAAGACUGGAAUCUGUGAUUACUAUAUACAGUGAAUAUCCACACUGGUGCAGUGACUGAGAGCUACACAUCCACCUCAAAAUAGAUUCAUCCGCGCUGGAUCACAACCCACGCAUGGAAUAUAAUUCUGCAAGGAACUACAAUUCCAGGUUUUCAAACACUGAUAGCGACAAAAAGGCAAAAUUUAAAGACUGCAGCUUUAAGCCAUCAGCACUUUGUUUUCUAAUGUAGUGGUGUAACUCCAUUUUUUUUGACAAACAUAAUUUAUUCUAUAAACGUAAAUAUUCAUGUUUUCUUUAUUGUUUCUUUCAUUCUUGUUGUUAGGAUUUGCAAAAUGCUCACUUUCAUGACUGACUGGAUUUCUGACUUUUUAUUAUUAUUAUUAUUAUUAUUAUUAUUCAGAUGAGGUGCAUCUGAGUUUACUGUAUGUAGCAUAUUACUCAAUUUAUAAACAACCAACCAAUUUCAAAUUGGCAUGUCUCAUGUUUGUAAAUAAAAGUCUCCGGAAGGUCAAAAUUGUAAAAGUAUUUGCAUUUGUAAAUUUGUCUAAAAUAAAAACUCAUCAAUUAUA